AUGCAGGCAGCUCUUCAAGCGCUGGAAGACACUCCCGUGAUGACAGCAAGCGAAGCUCGAGCCUUUGCUGUGCGCUGCUUUCCAGGGGAGUGGCCCAGCGUUGAGGACGCACUAAUCGAGGUCAGUCGUCUCUCUGGUGGAACGCAGAAUCUUCUGACGGUGGUGAGAAGACGUCACACAACUUGCGGCAGCCAAGAGCCUGCUGUACUGUUGAUCCGCAAGUAUCCUCCCGAACGCGAAGAAUGCCCUCAAGUGUAUCAUGCAACCAGCAUCGAGGAAACCCUCGUUGCUUUCGAGGCUGGGCGAAAAGGAUGGGGACCCAAGCUUUACGACACCUUCAAGGGCGGCAGAGUCGAGGAAUACGUGGAAGCGCAUCCACUGACCCCCGUUGAAGCCUCGAGUAAGCUCAUCAGUGAGGAGAUCGCUCGAAUGUACGCCCGCUUUGCCUCCCUGGAAGUGCCUCUUUACCCCGGAAAAGUUUUAGAUAUUCUGGACGCCGCAGCACGGGACCUCAAGGCAUUCCGCACUUGCCAGUCAAAGCUGCAGGAAAUCUUCUCAGCGUUUGCCCGUCCAGGCGCUGAAAACAUCGUCAGCAAUGUCUUUGAAACAGACUGGGAGGCUGAGACUCGGUGGGUCCGAUCGCUUUUUGCAAAGUACGGCUGUCAAUCUGCUGUAACGCACUUUGACAGCAACUUUAUGAACAUUCUCGUUCGCGAGGAUGAGCACGCCGGCAAGACAAUGCUGAUCGAUUACGAGACUACCAUGUCUGGCUUUCGAGGCAUCGACAUUGGCAGUCAUUUCGCCGAACACAUGUUCAGCUGGACGCACCCAGAGAACCAGCUUAAUGGCUAUCCAUUUCCUCCCUUGGAGGCGCGAAAGCAAUUUUGCAAGACCUACCUGGAAGAGAGCGCGCAACUCGGCAUAUGCGAUGAUAGCGGAGCUGAGCAAGUCAAGCACUUGCUAACGGAAUCACAGAUCGGAACCUUGUUCUUUGUAGUCCGUACGCUGGUAGACGUUCUCAAGUAUCCCGAACCAGCUUCGUUGGAUGCUACCAUGGCUAUUGUCGAUGUCUACCAUCAGACAAAAGCCGAAUUCCUCUCUGUGCCCAAUUUGGCAUAG
Molecule: messenger RNA, 1119 nt
Organism: Pseudozyma hubeiensis SY62
Lineage: Eukaryota; Fungi; Basidiomycota; Ustilaginomycetes; Ustilaginales; Ustilaginaceae
Product: choline kinase
Exons: 1
Coding region: 1-1119 (372 amino acids)
Biological process (GO): phosphatidylcholine biosynthetic process; phosphatidylethanolamine biosynthetic process
Cellular component (GO): cytoplasm
Molecular function (GO): choline kinase activity; ethanolamine kinase activity
Source: RefSeq, a predicted model, not a curated record